CACAGACUGGCCGCGGCUCUCCCGAGUUUUCAGGGGGAACCUUUCCCGCCCGGCCCUACCUGGAGACGCAGCUGAUUGAACCUGGAACAUCUGGCAUGCGAAGCGUGUGCUCUGCGGCUGAGCGAGGCAGUUGAACUGAAGAAAGUGACUUUGGAGCUUUCAUCUCUUCUACCAUUUGGGAUUUAAUUUGCAUCAUCUCUGGCUCUAUAAAAAGAAAAAGAAAAAGUCAAACCCACACACAACAUGUUGUUGCGCAGAAAGACUUCCACUCCCUGGCUGUGCUAUUAAUGUUAGCAAUCAGGAAAAGCCUUUGGGGGCUGCAGAUUCUCUGUAGUCUGAUGCUGCUGCUGCUGCCACCGCCACCACUGCUGCUAAGGGUUUUGGUGCAGGGAAUCCAAACUGCUGCCUUUUCUGUCCGCUGAGCUCUUCACAUCUGCAUGUCUCUGCUGCUCACACACACUCCAUCUCCCACCCUCUCUCCAUGGACUGAUUGCUGUUGAGGGAAGACGAGCCUGGCCAAGUGAUUGUUUUUGGGAGGAACACAAAUUGCAUUUAUUUUGUCGUAUUCUGGAGGAUCUGCUCUGAGGAUAAUCUUUUUUUUUUUUUUGCUGGGGGUGGGUGGGAAGGAAAACAUGACGUCGCCAGCGAAAUUCAAAAAGGAUAAGGAGAUCAUAGCUGAAUAUGACACUCAAGUCAAAGAGAUCCGAGCCCAGCUUAUUGAACAACUGAAAUGUCUUGAUCAGCAGUGUGAGCUUAGAGUCCAACUGCUCCAGGACCUGCAGGAUUUUUUCCGCAAAAAGGCUGAGAUCGAGAUGGAUUACUCCAGGAACUUGGAGAAGCUAGCUGAACGAUUUCUGGCAAAAACAAGGAGCACCAAAGACCAGCAAUUCAAGAAGGAUCAGAAUGUUCUUUCACCUGUCAAUUGCUGGAACCUCCUUUUAAACCAGGUGAAGCGGGAGAGCAGGGACCACACCACCUUAAGUGACAUCUACCUGAACAACAUCAUCCCUCGGUUUGUUCAAGUCAGUGAAGAUUCUGGGCGACUUUUCAAAAAGAGCAAAGAAGUGGGGCAGCAGCUCCAGGAAGACUUGAUGAAGGUCCUGAAUGAGCUUUACACGGUGAUGAAGACCUACCACAUGUACAAUGCAGACAGCAUCAGUGCUCAGAGCAAGCUGAAAGAGGCAGAGAAGCAGGAAGAGAAGCAGAUUGGCAAGUCUGUGAAGCAAGAGGAUAAGCAAACCCCACGCUCCCCUGAUUCAGCCUCCAGUGUCAAGUUUGAAGAAAAACAUGUCCGGCGGAGCUCAGUCAAGAAGAUUGAGAAAAUGAAAGAAAAGCGCCAGGCAAAAUACACAGAAAAUAAACUGAAGGCAAUUAAGGCAAGAAAUGAGUAUCUUCUGGCUCUGGAGGCCACCAAUGCUUCUGUGUUCAAGUAUUACAUCCACGACCUGUCCGAUCUCAUUGAUCAGUGCUGUGACCUGGGAUAUCAUGCCAGCCUCGGUAGGGCACUCAGGACAUUCCUGUCAGCAGAGCUGAACUUAGAACAAUCAAAGCACGAGGGCCUGGAUGCCAUUGAGAAUGCUGUGGAGAACCUGGAUGCCAACAGCGACAAGCAGCGCCUCAUGGAGAUGUGCAACAAUGUCUUCUGCCCACCCAUGAAGUUUGAGUUUCAGCCGCACAUGGGAGACAUGGUGUCCCAGCUGUGUGCCCAGCAGCCUGUGCAGAGUGAGUUAGUGCAGAGGUGUCAGCAGCUACAGUCUAGGCUAUCCACGCUGAAGAUAGAAAAUGAAGAGGUUAAGAAAACAAUGGAGGCCACACUGCAGACUAUCCAGGAUAUCGUCACCAUUGAGGAUUUUGAUGUCUCUGACUGCUUCCAGUAUAGCAACUCGAUGGAGUCUGUAAAAUCAACAGUCUCCGAAACCUUCAUGAGCAAGCCAAGCAUUGCCAAGAGACGGGCAAAUCAGCAGGAGACAGAACAGUUCUACUUCACGAAGUUGAAGGAGUAUCUGGAAGGGCGGAACCUCAUCACCAAGCUUCAGGCAAAACAUGACCUCCUUCAGAAGACUCUGGGAGAAAGUCAAAGGACUGACUGCUCUCUUGCCAGCAGACACAGUUCUACCAUAAGGAAGCAGGAUUCCAGCCAAGCAAUUCCCCUGGUGGUAGAGAGCUGCAUACGAUUCAUUAGCAGACAUGGGCUGCAGCAUGAAGGGAUAUUCAGGGUGUCGGGAUCUCAGGUUGAGGUGAAUGAUAUAAAAAAUGCAUUUGAGAGAGGGGAGGAUCCACUGGCUGGAGAUCAAAAUGACCAUGAUAUGGACUCAAUAGCAGGUGUACUAAAGCUCUACUUUCGUGGGCUAGAGCAUCCCCUCUUCCCCAAGGAAAUCUUUCAUGACCUGAUUGCCUGCGUCACAAUGGACAAUCUGCAGGAGAGAGCUCUACACAUCCGGAAAGUCCUUCUGACUUUGCCUAAAACCACUUUGAUUGUAAUGAGAUACCUCUUUGCAUUCCUCAAUCAUUUAUCUCAGUUCAGUGAAGACAACAUGAUGGACCCCUACAAUUUAGCCAUCUGCUUCGGGCCCACGCUGAUGUCAGUGCCUGAAGGCCACGAUCAGGUCUCCUGCCAAGCCCAUGUCAAUGAGCUCAUCAAAACUAUAAUCAUACAACACGAGAAUGUCUUCCCCGGACCAAGAGAGCUGGAGGGCCCUAUAUACACCAGGGGUGGAAGCACUGAGGAUUACUGUGAAAGCCCCCAUGGAGAGACAGUCUCCACAGAAGAUACAGCUCAGGAUAUGGUCCCUGAACACCACACCAGCGAUGAUGAAUGUGAACCUAUUGAAGCAAUAGCCAAAUUUGACUACGGUGGCCGAACAGCACGUGAGCUCUCUUUUAAAAAGGGGGCUUCCCUCCUGCUUUAUCACCGGGCCUCUGACGACUGGUGGGAGGGCCGUCACAACGGAAUUGAUGGCCUGAUCCCCCAUCAAUACAUCGUUGUCCAGGACACUGAGGAUGGAGUAUCAGAAAGAUCAAGCCCAAAAUCUGAAAUAGAAGUAAAUUCAGAGCCACCGGAAGAAAAGGUGACUGCCAGAGCUGGUUCCAACUGCCCAAGUGGGAGCCAUGUUGCAGACAUUUAUCUUGCAAAUAUCAAUAAGCAAAGAAAGAGACCAGAGUCUGGCAGCAUACGAAGAGCUUUCCGUCAAAGUGACAGCCAUGGGCUGCCCAGCUCCCUGGGAGAACCAGUCCCGCCAGGAGCUGUGGCCAGUUCACGUCCCUCCUCACAACCCAUUAUGAGCCAAAGUCUCCCGAAAGAGGUACCAGAUGCAUCUUCCAUCAGUGGCCAUGGGAGCCUCAAUUCGCUCAGCCGGCAUGCCUCUCUGAAGAACAGGAUAGAUAGCCCCCACAUCCGGAAAAAUGUGACCACUGGAAGGUCAAAGAGCUUUAAUAACCACCGGCCCAUGGACCCUGAAGUCAUUGCACAGGAUAUUGAAGCUACUAUGAACUCUGCUCUGAACGAGCUGCGGGAGCUGGAAAGGCAAAGCAGCGUGAAGCAUGCGCCAGAUGUUGUCCUGGACACCCUGGAGCCAUUGAAAACCUCCCCUGUUGUGGCACCCACCUCGGAGCCUUCCAGCCCAUUGCAUACUCAGAUCCUCAAAGACUCUGAACCAGCUUUCCAGCGAAGUGCCAGCACGGCAAGCGACAUUCCCUGCGCCUUCAGGCCAGCAAAGUCCGUCAAAAUGGCCACCCCGGUCAAACCUCCAGCAACCAGGCCAAAGCCUGCGGUUUUCCCCAAAACAAACACCACAAGCCCUGGGGUUGCCUCAGCAUCUCAACAGUCUACUGACAAGUCCUGUACUGUCUGAACUUGAAAGCCUACUGUGAAUAUAGCAAUUUUUUUUUUGUUUCAGCUGAGGGGACCCUGUUAAGGAGAUGUUAGAAAUUUCUAUUUAAUUAGUAUUGAACUUCUGCUGAAGAUUAGUUUGGAAGUUGCCAUCGCCAGGGAUUCUCCCGACAGGAAAGCCCCAACUAAUUAAGUCUCAUUUUGCACCGCCCAUCCCCUGUGAUGCUAGGACAUCACAGCUAAGUGUAGCCCGAGACAUAGAAAGUCUUAUACAGUAUCAGGUUGCUGUGAAAUCAGUGAGGAAAAGGCAGAACUGAGUGGUAAACAGUCAAUGCCUUGUUUGAGUGUCUGGUCACUAACAAUGACCUUCAGGGUCAUCUUUUAGAGGUUAGCAGAAAAGACUUCUGUGCUUCAACCACUACAGGGAUACAAUACAAUAUUGUUCACCCGUGGAUGUUUUUGAUCUCACUGGUUUAGGUGGCCGGGUAUGCCUGGGGCGUAUUUUUGUGCGCUAUUACAGUGCAUAAUAGUGCCACGCAAGGUCAGGUCAGUUUCCAUUACAGCCUGCAUCAUUUUUUUCAGGGGUACAUGUUCUCAGACAUACGUUUUCUGUCCAGUGUUUAAAAAAGAAAUCAUGAAAAGUACAUAAGCUUAGCCUUGGUUUAAAUGAGGCAUAUUACAUGCACAUAUGCAUGUGUUCAUUUAAAGUUAAACUGAUAUUGCAGGGGAAAUGAAGAGCAUUAGAGCUUGCAUGGUUAAACAUCCCCGACUUAUAUCUUUGCUUGGUGCUUCCAGAUCUAAAAGCAGCGUGAAUUCUUUUGAAAUGAGAUUUUCAAACAGUGUCUCUAGAACAGCCUCUGUGCACUUUCAUGGGCACUCAGGAGACAAAACUGAAAACGUAGGUUAAAUUUUGAAAACCAGCUACUACUGAUCAGUCUUUCUCUGUCUCUCUUCUGGCAUUUCCAAGCGUGUACAUCUUUAAUGGUCUUUGCAAAAUGAGAUAGGUUCAUGCCAACCACUCCAGUUCUGAACAAUCAUAGACUCAAGAUCUGGUAAUCCUAGUUAGCAGCUAGACCCUGCUUGUCUCUGUCUCUCUCUUCUCUGCCCCCCAUCCCACCCCCUCCUCAGCUUGUGAUUCAGUCUCCUAUGAGCUUCUGAUAUGGCAGCAUAGGGCAAAUAAAUUAAAAGCUGUUGUGGGACAUGGACAUAGUCCAGUAUUCAGCAUAUUUCUGUGCCAGGUCACCAUGUCUAUAAGUACAGACAAUAAAAUGAAUCAUCUUUAUAUCUGGCAUUUGCAGUGAUGGACUGCAAUUGCUCUGAAUUCCAACAGACUGUAUGGACUCAUGUUUGCGUUGAAUGGGAAUAUAUUUUUCAAGAGGGUAACCAUUUAAAAGAAGAAGAAAUGCAGAUUUAAUAAGCAACUGGGAAUUUAUCUGCUGCCUCUAUCACCACCAACCAAAGGAACAAUGAAUUAAUAUGGAUUCCAUCACCCUUCUUUGAUGCUCAGCUGAGGGCAAGAUAAGGAACUGAAAUGUGUUUUCUUUCAUGCGCUAGGUCUGAACUACAGUCUGUCUUCUUGUGGUUUUAUGAAUGAAAUUGUUGGUAUUUGAUAUUUUAAUAGAAGCAAAAUACUUAAUCUUAUGUAUACAAAAUUGCAGUAGUCUUCAGAUUAAUCUAAGGUUGUUAGUCAGACAUUUUCUUUUAAGUUCCCUACAAGUUAGGGGGAAAUUGUGUUUUUUAAAAAUUAUGUCUAAAAAGACGACAAUCUCACAAAUAGUGGUAGAAACAAAACCAUGUAAAAUGUUUUUUGUCUUUUUUUAAUGGAGGGGCAGUUCUGUUCCUUAACAUUUUACUAGUUGUUGCCUUUUAAAUACACAGACAUCCCACCCACCUCACUCCCUGGUAUAUGUGUACACAUUACCUCUGCAUCUUGGACCUUGGCCAGCUCAAGUGAAAGACCUGAGCACUGCGACUUGAUCAUUCAUUCUCAGGAUGGGACAGACUUCUAAUCCAGGAAUCUUAAUUCUUUAUUAUUGCUUCUUCUUCUUUUUUAAGAGAAUAGUGUUUCACUCAGGCCAAACUACUGGUUUUUUUUUUAAAGUUUUGUAAGUUCAUGUUAGGGUUGCCAGCUUCUUGGCCAAAGCAGGGCUUCUGUGCCUAUAGCAGCAACACAACAGUUUAGUUAGGUGCAACCGUUCCCUUUCCUGCAGCACAGUUUAGCUACUGUCAUUGAAGGCACACGGGGCUCCCUUUAGCACAAGGCAUUAGCAGGCCUAGUGUUAUGUCGCUACCCAAGGUGGGGUGCAGGGAUGAAAGCAGAAUUUAUUCAUAGGAAAGCUAUUGAGCACAUGCUAGCAAUGCCUUAUUUUGUCUAGGUUUUAUACCAUGCCUUGUACCAGUGAAGGGCACGCCGGCCACCCAAGGCACAUUGGAACAAAAUGAGAUUUCAUGUCUUGCAAAGUGUUUUGGUAUAUGGGUGCAAACUGGCAAAAAAUAAUGAUUAAUGGCUUGAUAUUUUUAUGACCUUUCUGUAUAUAACUUGCUUUUUUUUUCUUUUCUUUUUUCUUUUUGGCUGAACUCAGCACUAGGGAGGACCUACUAAAAUGGAAGUAGAAAUGUCAAAGGAUGUACACCUUAUCAUAUGCUAUCCAAUCGGAAUUUUAAAACAUGCACCAUGAUUUAUAUUGAGCAUGUAUAUGUGAAAACAACUUUUCACAGGCAAGCACCAAGGAAUGUUCAUUAUGUUUUUAUAUAAAAAAAUGCUUAAAUUGCUUAGUUUAAAAUCUCUUAAGUUAAGUAAUUUGGAUCAGUUUCUCUUGCAUAGAUUUUCAUGCCCUUGCACUAAUGGAAAGGGCGCUUCCCACAUAUGAAUUACUGUGGUUAGGACAGCCUUUGCCAACCCGGUGUCCUCCAAAUGCUUUGAACUACAACUCCCAUCUGCCCCAGCCAGCCCAUGGAGUUGCAGUCCAAAACAUCUGGAGGGUACCAGGUUGGCAAAUUCUGAUUUAGGGCAUAUCUACAUUACAAACAUGUCCAUACACAACAUACAGAUAAUCGGGUUCACUGGAAAGAGGGCAUUACUUAAAACAACAACAACACCAAAUCCUGAUUUUAAUGCUGUAAUCCCAUCCAGUUUCUUGGGAAUCUGCACUGAAUACAGUGGGACUUGUUGCCAAAUGACCCUGGAGAGGAUUGUUCUGCUGAGUUGUAAUCACACGACACCAGGAGACUUGGGUGGAGGCCUAUACUUAUCAAUUUAUUAACUAUGGCCCUGCUCCAAGCAGAUUGAUUUUGUCUUUUAAUAUCAGCGGAGCUAGGCCCUGGGGGUUCAGAUGUAGUUUCAGCCAGAGGUUGGCAGCCUGUAUCCAAUCUCUGGCUUCCACACAGAUUGUGCCAGUUUCUAGACGUAGGGCAGCAUUUGACAUGCAGGGGGGGGGCAUUUGAAGGGCCGCUCUAAUAAAUUUUGACUGGAUUCUUUCGAGUGGGAUCAGAUUUGGUGGCGGAACACAUAGUUGGACUCUGUAGAGCAAUUGGGCCAUCGCUUUUGCCUCAAAAAGUUUUAGGGCCACAGGUAUAUAUUAUGUCCCCUUUGAUCUAAAAAAACUUAAGAUAGCUACGGAGGACUUAUGGGCUACUGCCGCUGCCUGUGUUAUAUGGGCUUUCUUUAGCCCUUUAUCAUGGAAAAUUAUACCUAGGUAUUUUAGGCAGUGAACUUGUUCACUUUUCCGACCAUUUAUGUUCCAUGGACGAAUCUUAGGGCGUUUGGCGAAAGACCUUACUUUUGUCUUCUGAUAAUUUAUGACAAGACGGGCCUCUUUGCAAUAUUCAGCUAAUGACAGUAGCACCCGUCGUAGCCCGACUGGAGUCCUGGAUAAGAUCAGGGCAUCGUCCUCAUAUAGGAGAAUAGAGAUUGCCCUGUCUGCCAAUUUGGGUGAAUGAAAUUCUGGUCCCUUUAAUUUGGAUACAAUGUCAUUUAUGUAGUAUGUCCCAGUUUCCUGGGAAUCUGCACUGAAUACAGUGGGACUUAUUGCCAAAUGACCCUGCAGAGGAUUGUUCCGUUCAUCUGUGGUUUAGAUAUGCCCAUAAAAUGCAACUUCACCUACCAGCGUGAGAUACAAAGCCAAAAGCCGAUGUAAGUUAGUGUCUUAUGCAAGACCAGCAUUUAACAAAUAGAUGGAGGUCAUACGUAUUCAUUAUGGAGGGGAAUAACAGCAUUUUAGCUGACAAUCUGGAGUUUCUGUACCUGUAACUUGGCAACUAAAUUCUUAUUUCUUCCAGCUGACCACAGAAUAAUGUAUUUCACUUACUGUUAAGCAUCUCACUUUCUUUCAAAUGGUGGUUAUCUAAAUGCCCCUUUCAACCUCUAGGCUCAGACACACAUGCUAAUACAUUGAAAUCUCUCUCUCUCUCUCUCUCUCUCUCUCUCUCUCUCUCUCUCUCUCUCUCUCUCUC
This is a messenger RNA of Zootoca vivipara (common lizard), 8281 nucleotides long. NCBI's taxonomy places the organism in Eukaryota, Metazoa, Chordata, Lepidosauria, Squamata, Lacertidae. The record is from RefSeq and is a predicted model, not a curated record.